UCCAAUUCUAAUUGUUACCAAGAACUGGUUGGUGCGGUCAGCAGUCAUAGACGUUUGUGGAAUUUUCAACGAUACAAAUUUUUUAUGCGAUUCCACAGUUCUGUGACUUUCGUAAUGUUGGUCGCAAACCACUGCCCCCCCCCCUCCCCUAAUGCAAAGACUUGUUUCAAACAAGCAAGUUUCACGUGACAAAUAUGGUCAAAACUGAACUACAAAACCCCACAAAAUAAAGACAAUAUUUAUACCUAAAUGACCAUUCCUAUCAUCUGCAGUUUUCUUCCCUCCUUGCAGUAUAUAAGCUACCCCAGCGAGGACCGCACAGCCUCCUAUAGCUGCCAUAACCUUGCUUUCCAUUUUCCAUCCACAAAUGAAAUCCACAAAUUUCAACCAUUUACCGAUCACGUGUGUUGAUGGCGCGCGAAUAUCUUGAAAGCCUGGACACUAACCGCGUCUGGCGGUACUUUUAGGUCAGUGGCGUGUACCAUUAGGCUUUUUCCAAGAUGGCGGACGAAAAAGAAGAUAAAAAUUCUAAAAAUGUUAAAAAAGACGUUUAUAUACCACAAACUCAGCAUGAUGUGCAACGAAGGAAGAUAGAAAAACUUAUGAGCAACCCAGUGGGUGUUUUUUUACCCUUAUUUAUUUAUUAUAGGCAUUUCGGAAGCCUUUAAUAUCGAACAUUUGGCAUUUUAAUAGGCAGCCUUUAAAUAUCGUCUUACCUCACGUAGACUAAAUGUGCGUUUUAUAAUGUGUGUUCAGGACAAACCAGUGGUAAUUCCCGGGCAAAAGAAAGAAUGGAAACCUUCUGAUCCAAAGGACUUUGUUAGAUUUGUUAUGGGUAAGGUUUCACUAAACACUGAUCUCAUAUUUGACCGGAUGGAGCUAUGGUAUCACCUGAUCUCAAUAUAAACAGAAGGUCGACUUUAUGGUUUUGCCAAUGAUUUUGGUGUAACCGUUGCAAUGCUGUUGCCAUGGUCCUAGCCAUUGUGCUUAUGAGAGAUAUUCACCCCCUGAAACUAUCCAAAAUGGCAGAUGUUCAGGGGGGCGAAUGCCUCCCGUAAGUACACUGGUUGGGAGCAUGGCGAGCGUAUUUUGAUGAUGAAUCAUUGAGACUCAUGGGGUGGCAGCGGUUACACUUUUUUGAUGAUUUGACCAUCUGGAAGGUUUGUACAGUAUUGUGUGGGUACAUAGAGAAAUCCAAAAUCUGUCUGUUAUAUCACAGGUUCCAGCGCAGGUGCGGGAAGUGGAGAAUUUCAUGUGUAUCGAGCAACAAGAAGACGGGAAAACAACAGAUUGAAGUAUAUUGAUGACAAGGCGAAGAAGGUUGUCUCCCCCAUCAAAAUACCCACAGGCGUACAGGAAGAAAAAUAAGAGGGGGGCAGACUAACAUCUACCUGAUGUUGAUUGAAAUUACCAGACAAAUACAAAAUGUCUGCAUCAGAAUUUUCCAGUAAUUUCCAGACAUCAUGCAUUUAAGACAUUUUGGCAGCAUUCCACUUGUCUUCCUUUUUCAAUGAUUUUAAUACAUGUGGUGCUUCCCUUUGAUCAUUUGGUCGAUGUAGAAUUGCUCGAUUAGAAUCUGCCCGACUAAACAAAUUAUUGAGGGCUGGGGCCCUCUCUUAUGCCUAUGAGAAUACCAGCAUGUUCCCCAGUAUUCUGACUACAAAUUGAGUCCCCACAGUCUUAUAGAACAUCCUUUAAAUGUCACUUCCUGACAAUUGACCUACACUGCCCUUGAUAAGAAAACGUCAGAUUGAUAGGAAUACAACUACCUGAAAAAUACAAGGAGAAAGUUGCCAAACUUCGCUACCAACUUCCAGACUUCCUUUGCUUAAAACGUCAAAUUUCUCCUUGUAUUUCAUCAGGUAGUUGUAUCCUGAUCAAUCUGUCGAAGCUUUCUUAUUGGCAUUACCAACACUGGUACAGCUGUUCAGGAUGAUCCACUGCCCUUGACCUAUGAUCCUUUGAAAAUUGUAAACUGUUGUGACAACUGAUUAAAGUGUGACUAACCUCAAGUAAGAUUUUUUGUAUGUGUAAUAUUUUGGUCAUUCGAAGAAGAAAUGUAAUAUAUCUUUAUAAUAAAAAAUCCCAUCUUCAUCAACUUUUUCACUGUCAAAGUUUCCGGAUAAGAUAUGUCAUUAGGUGAAUUGCAAAUUAGUUUUCCUUUGUUUUUUGGUAUCAAAAAUUCACCUAAUGACAUCAUAUCUGGAAAAGUUUGGCAGUGAAAAAGUUUACCAAGAUGAGGUUUUUUACUAUAGAGAUAUAUUACAUUUCUUUUUAGAAUGACCCAAAUAUUACACAUACCAAAAAUCAUAUUUCAAGGGUUAGUCGCACUUUAACGCAGGGAACCAGUCUCACCAAGUGACAGACUGACCCAGUACUUAUGGUUCUGGAACAUUCCUUACUGUUCUGAUUACAGGAAGAUGCAGAUGCUGAAUAUCACAAAAAGCAAGAAGAGAAUGAAACAAUGGCUGAUGAAAAAACUGCGAAGAAGCGAGCAAAAAGGUUUGAGUCUUUUUUAAACUCCUGAGGUGCAGAGAAAGACGAUAACAAACAACUUACUGUAUAAAGCACAUCUUUAUCAAGUGCCCAAGCUAUUGCAUGUAGAACUAAUGAGUACUUUAAUGAUUGGACUUAUUUAAUUUUAGACUGAAGAAGAAACAAAAGAAACAAGCUCUUAAGAAAAGUAAACAAGAUAAUGUCAAGGGUAAGAAAUGAAUGGGAAAACAAAGUUUCCUUGGUUUAUAUACCUCUGCAAAACAUGGCUAGGAAACAAUGUUUCCUUGUUUGCCCACCUUUGGGAAACUUGGCUAGGAACUAAGAAACAAUGUUUCCUUGUUUGCUCACCUUCAGGAAACAUGGCUAGGAAACAAUGUUUCCUGGUUUGUCCACCUUUGGGAAAUAUGGCCAAGGAACAUUGUUUCCUGGUUUGUCCACCUUUAGGAAACAUGGCCAAGAAACAAUGUUUUCUGGUCCGACUCACAGACAUUUGCAUAUCAGGAUGUGUUUCUUAUUCCGUAGAUAAUGCCAGUGGAGAAGGAACGAAGGAAAGUUCACAAAAGGAAAAUACACAAAAUGAAAAUACCGAGUCAGAAGAUGACAGCGAUGAAGAAAAGACGUGAAUAGAUUUGGAGAUGAAGCAUUUCACCGUGGAAAAGUUACAGACUACUGCGUGCCAUUAGCAAUACUUUGUGUACUAGAAUUUCUUAUAAAAACUGUUCUUUCAGAGGUUAUGAGACUUUUCCAGUCGUACAGUUAUGAUGACUUAUUGACAUUGAUUUCAAGGUGCAGAAUUUUCAAUUUGACCAAGCAUAUAUACCAACUGAAAAAAGCUAUUAAAGAGUAUUGGCAACAAAAUUUAAGUGUGUUUAGAUUGAAACUGACGAAUAAGUCAUUUCACAAAAUUUUUCUUCGGUUAAAAGAUACUUCGUUUCAUUUGAUAUGCAAUUAAGAUGACGUCCACACUGCCUUUAAAUGUUUAUAUUUUUUGUGUGCAAGGUUAGUCAAUGGAAUCGUCGAUAUAGACUUACUUUGAACAGCGGGCUUUAAGAAUUCUUACCAGCUUGUGACGUCAUAGAUUUAUUUCCCAAAGAAAAGUUGUAAAAUAAGUUAAUGAGUUUUUCUAUCUAAACAGAUUUGAAUUUCAUUGCCAUUACCCUUUGAUUAACUGAAGUACCGCGUUUCGUUCCGAUGCUCUUUUUCACAAAACUCUCACAUUUGCAAUAUUUUCUUGUUCGUACAUGCUUUAAAAUAUUUACCACACUCGGAGUGACGGAGUCUGUAUAAAUCUGUAAAUAAUUACAUACGAAUCUUGAUGUCUUAAAUAAAUGUGUUUGUUUUAAACUGAUAGGCU
Paramuricea clavata is the source of this 3850-nucleotide messenger RNA. The record is from the annotation of a GenBank genome assembly. NCBI's taxonomy places the organism in Eukaryota, Metazoa, Cnidaria, Anthozoa, Malacalcyonacea, Plexauridae.